UUGCCCAUCUUAGAACCCUGAUACUGGCCCCGCCAGCUUCAUUCUCCUUUUCCAGGACUCCGCCCAAGAAAGGGAAAGGGGGUGCCCUAAUCGCCGGCGGCGAAGGCGAGCGGCGCAUCCCGGCUCCUCGCCGGUGAGCAGGAUAAGAUGGACCUCACAUCCCAGGGUCAGAAAACACAGCAACAAAAACCAAAUGGCAGAAGAGCGGUUGGUAGCUCGCAAACAUGGACACGAUAUGGUGUUCUGCUACCAAGCCAGCAGACACGGAAACUAAAAGAAUGGGUUCUAACUGAUGAGCAACAACAACUAGUCAAUGCUAGUGGUCUUGGUCAUCUUGCUCUUACAACAGGAUUUACCAUUGACCGUUCCUUGCUUACAGCCUUUUGUGAGAGAUGGAACAAUGAAACAAAUACUGCACAUUUCAUGGGAUUUGAAAUGGCUCCGUCACUCCGUGAUGUUUCAUACAUUCUUGGAAUUCCAGUGACUGGUCAUGUGGUGACAUCAGAGCCCAUUGGUGAUGAAGCUGUGAAUCGCAUGUGCUUGCAUUACUUAGGAGAGAGCCCUGGAAGCGGAGAGCAACUAUGUGGCUUGAUCAGAUUGACUUGGUUGUGCAGGAAAUUCCACCAACUGCCUGAAAACCCCACCAUCAAUGACAUUGCAUUUAGCACCCGAGCGUACCUUCUAUAUUUGGUUGGCUCCACCUUGUUUCCUGACACGAUGAGGGGCUUUGUAUCCCCGAGAUAUCUACCACUUUUGGGGGAUUUUAGGAAGAUACAUGAGUAUGCUUGGGGGGCUGCAGCCCUUGCUCAUUUGUACAGAGGAUUGUCUGUUGCAGUAACACCAAAUGCCACUACCCAGUUUCUUGGCAGUGCAACUUUACUCAUGGCUUGGAUUUAUGAGUAUCUUCCUUUAACUCAACCCCAACAAAAGAAUCAGAACACCUUGCUGCCCCGGGCAUGCCGAUGGAACUUUGGAGGAGCAACACGUGGGCAGAGAAAGAAAGUCAUGGAAUGGAGAAAGGAUUUUGAGCACCUUCAGUUGUCUGAUGUCAACUGGAAUCCUUACAAGGAUAUAAACCCAGCAAUCGUUCCAGGAUAUUGUGUUGCAGCAGAUAACAUUUGCUACUCCCGGACAUGGCUAAUCAGCUUUAACAUAAAAGAGGUGUACGUACCUGACCGAUUUUCUAGGCAGUUUGGGAGGGAGCAGGGUCGUCUCCAUCAGGUGCCAUUGUGGGCAAGAAGAACUUGGAGCAAAGCGAAGGACUGGAGGGUUGAGUAUGCUCGUGAGAUUGAGGAAUUCCAUCAAUUGGUUGGUUGUCGUUUCAUGCCUUCUGUAGAAACUAAUAUCAACUCCCUCCCGAAUGAGUUCGGACAGAGUACUACAGGGGGCAGCCGGAAUGCCUCUCAGUCUCAGAACUUCUCUAUGAUGGUUGAAGAUUUAAAAAAUGAUCUUCCUGUAAUUAAUCGCUAUCUGGAGGGACAGGUACUCCCUCCAGAGGUUGCAAGCUUCCUAGAGAAAGUGAGCACGAUGAUCAAAACUUACUCCCCAGCACAGAGCAGUCCAAGGGAAGAUGAAGCAGCCCAGUGCAAGAAUGUAGCUGCCAGAGCAAAUAACUCAAGAAAAAGGGCAAGAAAACCUUCACACCUUGAAGAUCCUUUAAGCCCAGAGGAUUCCGGUGUAAACCAGUAUCAAGGUGCGCUGGUACCUUAUGAGGCUAGUAGCAGAUUUGCCAGUGUGCUGGAUGGGGAUGGCACUGUCCCUCCGCCAAACGGAAGGGAAUCGUUCAAGGAACAUGAGAUCAUGGAGCCAUGGCAAAUCUCGCAUAUGACAACAGAGUCCUCUUCCUCUCCAGACUCGAGCUCGCCGGGAUCAACGGAGUGGAGGCGGCAACAACCUGAUGAAGCUCCAACCCGGAGGAGCAAUGAGAGCCUCCGAAGGAGCAGAAGGCACUGUGUGCAGCUCAAAAUGUUCAAGCACGUGGACGGGGUGGGUGCCGAGGAAACCAACCCAAUCUUCCUCUGAUGGAGACCGGCAUUCCCCGGUCAGUCUUGGCAUUGUACAAAGUAGUGGACAACCGGGCCUGUUCUGAGGCUGCCGUGGACGGUUAGCUGUUUUAUGUAGGAUUGCAGACAUCUGCUCGUAGCGGGUCAAAACCUAGCCUUGCGCAGUUUGCAUAGCUUAUCUAUUCUCGUGUCGUGUGGCUUUGGAUGCCACAACCUUGUUGCGGUAUGCAUGCACUAGACUAGAUGUGAUACCCUCUCAAGUUCAUCUAAGCUAUUGCAGAUGCGCUCAAGCGCAGUCAGUGUA
Molecule: messenger RNA, 2307 nt
Organism: Lolium perenne
Lineage: Eukaryota; Viridiplantae; Streptophyta; Magnoliopsida; Poales; Poaceae
Product: protein MAIN-LIKE 1
Biological process (GO): meristem maintenance; meristem development
Source: RefSeq, a predicted model, not a curated record